UCCCAGAGACAGCUAGCUUAGCACGGGACUCUGUGGUCACUGUCACACCGGGGCCAGGACCCUCCGCAGCCAUAAUGAAGUUCGUUAGGUUUAUAAUGAAGAACGCGGCGUUAGCCAGCGUCCCCAAACACAUCGAGCAUUUCUCCAAAUUCUCUCCGUCACCGCUCUCCAUGAAGCAAUUCCUCGACUUCGGUUCCAUUAACGCCUGUGAGAAGACCUCCUUUGUCUUCCUGAGGCAGGAGCUCCCUGUGCGACUCUCAAACAUCAUGAAAGAAAUCAACCUGUUGCCUGACAAACUGCUCACAACCCCGUCCGUGCAGAUCGUGCAGAGCUGGUACAUCCAGAGUUUAAUGGAGAUCCUUGAAUUCCUUGAUAAGAAUCCUGAUGACUACAAAGUCCUGGGAGAGUUUGUCGACACCCUAGUCACCAUCAGAAACAGGCACAACGACGUCGUACCAACUAUGGCCCAGGGUAUCAUAGAGUACAAAGAGGCCUUCCCCCAGGACCCGAUGACCAACCAGAACAUCCAGUACUUUCUGGACCGCUUCUACAUGAGCCGCAUCUCCAUUCGUAUGCUCAUCAACCAGCACACUCUUAUUUUUGACGGUACCCUCAACCCUGUCCACCCAAACACCAUCGGCAGCAUUGACCCCCACUGUGUAGUCGGAGAUGUAGUUCAGGAUGCUUUCCAUAGUGCUAAGAUGCUGUGUGACCAGUACUACCUCCGCUCCCCUGACAUGGUACUACAGGAGAUGCACGGCAAGAAGAAGGCGAAGCAUCCAAUGAGCAUCGUAUACGUUCCCUCUCACCUGUAUCACAUGCUGUUUGAGCUCUUUAAGAAUGCUAUGAGGGCAACCAUCGAGACCCACGACAACAGCAACACCCUCCCACCCAUUCAAGUCUUGGUGUCGCUUGGAGACGAGGACCUGUCAAUCAAGGUGAGUGACAAGGGCGGAGGUGUCCCCUUUCGCAGGAUUGAGAACCUUUUCAGCUACAUGUACUCCACCGCUCCUGCUCCACAGAUAGGAGAGCACACACGGCCUCCACUGGCUGGCUUCGGCUACGGUCUGCCCAUCUCACGUCUCUACGCCAAGUACUUCCAGGGGGACCUGCAGCUCUACUCCAUGGAGGGCCACGGCACAGACGCUGUCAUCUACUUGAAGGCGCUGUCAACAGACUCCAUCGAGAGGCUGCCGGUGUACAACAAAACCGCUCUAAGGAACUACAAAGUGAGCCAAGAGGCCGACGACUGGUGUAUACCCAGUAAAGAGCCUAUUGAUAUGAGCAUAUAUAAGGUUCCCAAGUGAAAAGGUCCUUCACGCCUGGUGUUUCAAGUCUACAAAUUUCUGUCUUCAUAUUCCCAUGUCAUCAUCUGUCCAGGCAGAUGUGGGCACCAAACAUUUUCCCACUGAGAGCUUCAUCUCCAGACUAAACCCCUCUUAUAUUUCAGUCUGGUUUUAGCAGCAGCAUAUCCACGUUGCUUUCAGUCCCCGCUGUCCUUUUGGGUUCUUCAUAGGAAAAUAGAAAACUGCUACUAACAGAAAAGACUUCAUCUCUUAGACUUUGGAGACGUAGCACCAAUGUUGCAUCAUGUGCAGGUAGACAGAGGCAGCACUCAGCAUGUUACGAGUGUGGUGUGAGAAGUGGGAAUAUGAUUGGACUGAUGUAAAGGAGGGUUUGAAUACUCCAGUUGAAGACGCCACACGUGCAGUAAUGUUACUGCAGAUGUUUGAGGAGAGACAUGUGGAGGGAUUGAGUUGAACCGAGGGGGACCGAAGAGAUCCUGUAGGAGAUGUCACCCAAGCCUUACGGUAGCAACUUCACCCAAAGGCUCAUUUCAUCGAAAUACUUGAAGUAUCUAAAGAAAAAAAAACACUAAUGUUGCACCUUGUUAAAUUUUAAAGUGCUGUAAAACUGUUGGAUCUGUCGAUUUGAACAAAUGUAUGUUGAGUGGUGUUGUGCUUUUUGCAUGGGCAUUUGUUUUGAUAUUUCAGCCUUUAAGAUUUUAAUCACAGUAUUCACGUCGACUGAUAAGAUACAGUGUUAUCUUAGCAUCAGUUUUCUGGACCAGGCUGAAUGUAACCCACUCUCUUCUGUGCAUUAAUUACAGAGACAAAGAGUAUCACAUGAAAGAAAUGCACAGCACUGUAGGGCCCAAGCUCUCUGAUGCACCAGGUUUUACAGCCAGACACCAGGGGAUUUGUUUCGCUUUUGAUUGGAGGUUUAAUGCUUUUAGCUGAGUUCAAUAGAGGCCAGUGUUAUUAAACCCCAGAAAGCAGCGCGUGUCAUGUUCGAGUUUUCUACCAGUCUUUGAUCCAAUAAAGGAAGGCCAGUCUCAGAUUGUAUAUUACACUGUGCCAUAUGAGGAAAAAAGGUCCCAGGUCCAUAUGUGUUAUUAGUGCACAGUUUUUUUGUAUUAAAUUGAUCUUAAUCAUACAAUAAGUUAGAGGUUAUUUUUAUAGCUACAUUUCUUGUGACUAAAAUGAUUGUACAUAGUGUGAAUACAAUCCAAAUAAUAAAGAACAACCUAAGUGUAAAA
This is a messenger RNA of Epinephelus moara (kelp grouper), 2539 nucleotides long. It is a transcript of the gene pdk2a, whose product is annotated as pyruvate dehydrogenase kinase 2a. Gene Ontology annotation, molecular function: pyruvate dehydrogenase (acetyl-transferring) kinase activity. Gene Ontology annotation, biological process: regulation of glucose metabolic process; protein phosphorylation. Gene Ontology annotation, cellular component: mitochondrion. The transcript has 11 exons. The record is from RefSeq and is a predicted model, not a curated record. Bases 75 to 1307 code for a protein of 410 amino acids. Lineage: Eukaryota; Metazoa; Chordata; Actinopteri; Perciformes; Serranidae.